This is a messenger RNA of Arabidopsis thaliana (thale cress), 2752 nucleotides long. RefSeq names its product XH/XS domain-containing protein (gene FDM3). Bases 286 to 2028 code for a protein of 580 amino acids. The record is from RefSeq and is marked reviewed. The transcript is spliced from 8 exons. Lineage: Eukaryota; Viridiplantae; Streptophyta; Magnoliopsida; Brassicales; Brassicaceae. Gene Ontology annotation, biological process: gene silencing by siRNA-directed DNA methylation; regulatory ncRNA-mediated gene silencing.
ACAAUUUUUUAUCUCCGGUUAACAAAUUCUUUCUCGCGACGACUUCAACGCGCGACAAUGGCGCGUGUAAGACAAACAGAGGUUUCUUGGAAUAUCUCUCCAAGUACUUUUGCUGCUUCUCUAUCAAAAUGGGAACAAACUUAGAAAAAACCAAAAGAAAUCGAAAUUACUUGGAAACAAAACAUCUGACGAUCUCCAGACUCAGCUGAAGUUUCGAGCUGAAUCUCUUCUUCUCUACACGCGAUUUCUCUGCUCGUAGAUGUAAAACAAUAACGCGAGGCGGUGAUGAACAACAAAUUGAGUGAUUUUGAGAAAAAUCUGUACAAAAAACUCAAGAGUGGAAAGCUCGAGGUGAAAGUCUCAUACCGGACUUUCCUGUGUCCUUAUUGUCCCGAUAAUAAGAAGAAGGUUGGUUUGUAUGUUGACAUUCUUCAGCAUGCUUCUGGAGUUGGUAAUAGCCAAUCCAAGAAAAGAAGUUUGACUGAGAAGGCUAGUCACCGUGCUCUUGCCAAAUACCUUAUUAAAGAUCUUGCUCAUUACGCUACUUCUACUAUAUCUAAGCGCUUAAAAGCCAGAACAUCAUUCAUUCCUGCUGAAACCGGCGAUGCUCCUAUAAUUUAUGAUGAUGCUCAGUUCGAGAAACUUGUGUGGCCUUGGAAAGGAGUUUUGGUUAAUAUUCCCACGACGAGUACAGAAGAUGGUCGGUCUUGUACUGGAGAGAGUGGACCAAAACUUAAGGAUGAAUUAAUCCGAAGAGGAUUCAACCCAAUUAGAGUUCGUACUGUGUGGGACCGUUUCGGUCAUUCGGGAACCGGAAUAGUGGAAUUUAACAGAGACUGGAAUGGACUUCAAGAUGCUUUGGUGUUUAAGAAGGCUUAUGAAGGAGAUGGGCAUGGGAAAAAGGAUUGGCUUUGUGGUGCUACUGACUCGAGCCUUUAUGCAUGGCUUGCCAAUGCUGAUGAUUACUACAGGGCUAACAUUUUAGGAGAAAACUUGCGGAAGAUGGGUGACCUCAAAAGUAUUUAUAGGUUUGCAGAAGAAGAGGCAAGGAAAGACCAAAAGCUUUUGCAGCGUCUGAACUUUAUGGUUGAGAACAAACAAUAUCGGUUGAAGAAAUUACAGAUAAAAUAUUCACAGGAUUCAGUUAAACUUAAGUAUGAGACUGAAGAAAAAGAAAAGAUUCUCCGUGCUUACAGUGAAGAUCUGACAGGAAGACAACAAAAAUCGACUGAUCAUUUCAAUAGGAUCUUUGCUGAUCAUGAAAAGCAAAAGGUGCAGCUGGAGUCUCAGAUAAAGGAACUUGAAAUUAGAAAGUUGGAGUUGGCAAAACGUGAGGCAGAGAAUGAAACGCAGAGGAAAAUAGUGGCAAAAGAACUUGAACAGAAUGCUGCUAUAAAUAGUUAUGUUCAACUAUCUGCCUUGGAACAACAAAAGACCAGAGAGAAAGCGCAAAGAUUGGCUGUAGAUCACAAGAUGCAAAAGGAAAAGCUUCAUAAGAGAAUUGCUGCACUAGAAAGGCAGCUUGAUCAGAAGCAGGAGCUUGAACUGGAGGUCCAGCAACUGAAAAGUCAGCUGAGCGUGAUGAGACUCGUGGAAUUGGACAGUGGUUCUGAAAUUGUGAACAAGGUGGAGACCUUCCUCAGAGACCUUAGUGAGACAGAAGGAGAGCUUGCACACUUAAAUCAAUUCAAUCAAGAUCUUGUUGUUCAAGAGCGGAAGAGCAAUGAUGAACUUCAAGAAGCUCGAAGAGCAUUGAUAAGCAAUUUGAGAGACAUGGGAUUGCAUAUUGGUGUUAAGAGAAUGGGGGAGCUUGACACCAAACCGUUUAUGAAAGCAAUGAGAAUAAAGUACUGUCAAGAAGAUCUAGAGGAUUGGGCAGUUGAAGUUAUCCAGCUUUGGGAGGAAUAUCUUAAGGACCCAGAUUGGCAUCCUUUUAAACGGAUAAAGCUUGAGACUGCAGAAACAAUAGUGGUAUUCCUUCUCCUGUAUAUCACUAAUUCAAUGUUUUUUAUUUCUCAUCCUAAAUAAUAUGUUUCGUAAGUGUUACUAGCAGAAGACCUCCAUUCAAGUGCAUGCGUACAACUACCAGCUGCAUAUGCAGAUUUGUUUAUGCAUGUUAUGGUGUUUGAUAUGUAGAACCCUGAAGCUGUUGAUAUCUAUGUCAGGAAGUAAUUGAUGAGGAUGACGAGAAGUUAAGAACCCUGAAGAAUGAACUGGGGGAUGAUGCGUACCAAGCAGUGGCAAAUGCAUUGCUGGAGAUAAACGAGUAUAAUCCGAGUGGAAGGUACAUCUCCUCAGAGCUAUGGAACUUCAGAGAAGACAGGAAGGCUACGCUUGAGGAAGGUGUUAAUUCUCUACUGGAGCAAUGGAAUCAAGCGAAGCAUCUCAAGUCAUAAAGGUUUAUAUUUGCAUUUACCCGGAGAUGGAAAAUAAGUUUAGCGUGUAAAGGAUGUCAAAAUGCAAGGUUCAACAAUUGUCUCUCGUCUUUGAUGCAAUAUAUGGGUCUUAGAAUUGCGAAGUAGGUGUAAAUUAGAGGAGGAUGGCGUCACAUUGGGACUCGAAGUUGAAACUAUGUUUCUACACUUGACGGUUCAACAUUGUAGGAAACUAAGUAACAAACAUUGUUAGAUGAUUCUAAACCUUAGAGAAGUUUAUGAAUUUGUGAAGAAAUGAACACUUUGGCUUAGUUAAGAGUCUUUCCACCAAUAACAAACACUUAACUGUGUCUAAUAUUCCAAAAUCACAGAGCAGC